ACCUUGUACACACUUACAACAGCUGGCUGAUCUUCCGCGCUAUCAUUCUUCUCCCCCGAGCAGGCCUUGGGAGUUCUGUGUUCCCCAAUAUUCUCUAAUCUCGUUUGAGCCUUCACCAUGUCGAGCUUAUUUAAGUUUUCCAAGUCUGCAAAGGGCAAAUCCGAUAUCAAAGCGCCCGAGGAUCCGCCCAGGCGCGCUCCGACGGACUCAUCCUAUUAUGACUGCCAUGGUAUCAUAAAUGAUACGACGGACCCAAACGCCCGAGCGUGGCACUAUGCGAGAGACGUCAGGGCUCAGGUCCAAGCCGAAAAGCCUCGCAAGGCCGCCCGGGGCCGCAAAUAUCCCUCGUACUUCGCGAAUCACGGCCAGGAAGUUCCCAAUUUGUCUAUGGCGAGACCCUACAUGCACGUCCCAAUCAUCCCGGGACAGUCCAAGCCCUCCCACGCGCAAGGAGUCGCCCCCGGAGCACAUCGUGCAGUCUACAACGACAAAAGGCGAGCGAGAGUGGAUGUGAUCUAUCACGAUCCAAACAAGCCAAUACCUCCUGCCUCACGGCACCGCCCUUUCUCCAAGGCCGACUAUGUUCCAAAGGCCUCGAAAGCAGUCACAACGCAACAGCCUGCACGUCUUUGAUGUAGCGUACUCGCAGUCGUCCAGUCUCUUAUGGUAGUUACGGUUUUAUCGUUCAAGCUGAUGGGUAUGGAACGAUGGUGGUGAAUAGAUGUAACUUGUAGGGUAUUGUAUAUGAGGUCAAAUUGAGUGUAUGGUAUAUUCGUAUUUCUCCAUUUUAUCGUUGUAC
Molecule: messenger RNA, 799 nt
Organism: Aspergillus versicolor CBS 583.65
Lineage: Eukaryota; Fungi; Ascomycota; Eurotiomycetes; Eurotiales; Aspergillaceae
Exons: 2
Coding region: 118-633 (171 amino acids)
Molecular function (GO): RNA binding; RNA nuclease activity
Source: RefSeq, a predicted model, not a curated record